This is a messenger RNA of Polypterus senegalus (gray bichir), 1363 nucleotides long. It is a transcript of the gene dhdds, whose product is annotated as dehydrodolichyl diphosphate synthase. Gene Ontology annotation, molecular function: ditrans,polycis-polyprenyl diphosphate synthase [(2E,6E)-farnesyl diphosphate specific] activity. NCBI's taxonomy places the organism in Eukaryota, Metazoa, Chordata, Cladistia, Polypteriformes, Polypteridae. The transcript has 9 exons. Bases 139 to 1155 code for a protein of 338 amino acids. Gene Ontology annotation, biological process: polyprenol biosynthetic process. Gene Ontology annotation, cellular component: endoplasmic reticulum; dehydrodolichyl diphosphate synthase complex. The record is from RefSeq and is a predicted model, not a curated record.
GUCAGCACAGAGGUAAGCUUACGAGUUGGAAUGAGCGAAACUGAGAGGUGGUAUGCUAAGAAUUACAUACAGUUUUCAAGGAUUUUAUAAGUGCAAAAGCCUGUAAGCCUUUGAAAUCAUCUCUGACAAAAAAAGAAAAUGUCUUGGAUUCGGGAAAAGGAACUUAGUUUCAUUGAGCGUCUCACCGCCAACAUAUUAAAGGCUGGCCCAAUGCCCAAGCACAUUGCCUUUAUAAUGGAUGGAAACAGACGUUAUGCCCGUAAACUGCAUGUAGAAAGACAACAGGGACAUAUGCAUGGGUUUGACAAGCUGGCAGAGACCCUACGUUGGUGCUUAAACCUUGAUAUCCGAGAGGUGACUGUUUAUGCAUUCAGCAUUGAAAAUUUUAAACGUGCCAAGGAAGAAGUUGAUGGCCUUAUGGAGCUUGCACGACAGAAAUUUACCAGACUACUGGAGGAACAAGACAACUUACAGAAACAUGGAGUAUGCAUAAGAGUGCUGGGAGAUUUGGAUCUGCUUCCACUAGACAUUCAGAAGCUCAUUGCACAAGCAGUAUUAUCAACAAGAACUCACAACAAGUGCUUUCUGAAUGUAUGCUUUGCCUAUACCUCCAGACAUGAGAUCAGUAAUGCAGUGAAAGAAAUGGCAUGGGGAGUGGAGAAAGGCUUAAUAAAACCAAGUGACAUUUCUGAGUUUUUACUGGAGAAGUGCCUCUAUACAAGUAAUUCACCUGAUCCCGAAUUGCUAAUCAGGACAUCUGGUGAAGUUCGACUCAGUGAUUUUCUUCUCUGGCAGACUUCCUAUUCCUGCUUGGUAUUUCAGUCAAUCCUCUGGCCAGAAUAUUCAUUUUGGAACCUCUGCGAAGCAAUACUGCAGUAUCAACUUAAUCACUACACCCUACAGAGAGCUAGAGAGGUCCAUAAAGAAGAACAGGUACUGGAGCAGUUGGAAGCAGAUCGUUCUUGUGUAGCUGACCUGCUGCAGCAAGAUGGAACAGGAAAUCUAUUGGAUCCACAGUCCAAAAAGGAUUUACUACAGAAAUAUACUGCUGAGCGAGAGAAGAGAAUCCAUUGUUUUCUAAACAUUUUGCAAGAAAAAAGAAACAACUUUUUUGUAGAAUUAAACAAGAAUUCCUUGGCUUCUGCCAAGGCAUAAUUGCUGUGUAGCCAAAAAAAACUACAGUGAACCACUUCAGUAGUGAAGUGCUCUUUAUUAAAAAAAAUGUAUUAAUGUAAAAUAAAAUUGUUACCCCUAUGGGGAAAGAAAAUAAGUAGACUAAACCAUUCAUUAAAAUAAUCCUGAGGUAUUGAAGGGUACAGAAAGUUAAUGGCUACGGUAUACAAAAAUAAAUUUAUAUUCAGGA